AUGCCGAGGCACAUUGCUUCUGUCCAUAUAAAGAACCUGGCUGAUGGAGUUCGGCACGAGGAUCUGCGCCACGCUUUUGGAAAAUUUGGCCGUGUAGUUGAUGUUACGGUGCCUGUAAACUAUCAUACAGGGCGACCAAAGGGCUUCGCAUUCGAUGCGAUUUACCACAUGAACCACUCUCGUUUCGCUGGGAGGGAGAUUACGGUGGAAUUUACUCGUGGGACACGGAAAACUCCAGCGGAAAUGCGCGCACGUGACAGCGGCAGUCGUGGCCGUUCUUGGCGAAGUCGGUCUCGCUCGCGCUCUCGGUCCUUCCGUCGACGUGACAGGUCCUCUCGUGAUCGGUCGGAUUCUUACAGUCGUCGUCGUGGCGGCAGUGGCAGAGGGGGUCGCCAGGAUGACUACAGACAGACAUCGCGGGGACGCUCUUACUCGAGGUCGGCGGAUGCGGAAAACGGUGGCAGGCAUGACGACCGAGAAAGCACAAAAAACGGACACUGGGCCGAAGAGAGGGGAAGACGUCGCAGAUCGAGGGCUAGUUCGCGUGAACUGAGUCGUGGCUCCUCUCGCGGCGGGACUAGAAAUCGCGAUGGUCCUAACGCUCGAGGUUCCCCACCUCGACGUGAUGAUUCUCGUUCACCAGCUAUGGAUCGCUCUCCGUCUCGUGGAGGUGGUUCUAGAUCACCCACCCCAUCACGCGGUGGGGAGGGAUUUUCUCAAUCGUCAAUGCGUUCACGUAGCAUUUCUCGAGGCCGCUCAGGUUCCCAAUAA
This is a messenger RNA of Echinococcus granulosus, 771 nucleotides long. Its product is annotated as SR repressor protein. The transcript has 5 exons. Gene Ontology annotation, molecular function: RNA binding. Lineage: Eukaryota; Metazoa; Platyhelminthes; Cestoda; Cyclophyllidea; Taeniidae. The coding region runs from base 1 to 771 and encodes 256 amino acids. The record is from RefSeq and is a predicted model, not a curated record.